CAAUGGCAUGGAAUGGAAUGCAGAAAAGCUAACUUCCGGAAGCAGUCACCAUACUACCUAGGGCUGGGCCGAAGUUGAUAGGAUUCCGAGCAAAGUGGUUGAAAAAUAGUUCUGUAGCACACAGGUAAACCAAUAACCAGUCACAAUGUCGAGCAGAAAGACAAAAGGAAAGCAGCCUAAGAAGCGUGCUCAGCGCGCCACAUCCAACGUGUUUGCGAUGUUCGACCAAGCCCAGAUCCAGGAAUUCAAGGAAGCUUUCAACAUGAUUGACCAGAACAGGGAUGGGUUCAUUGACAAGGAGGAUUUGCACGACAUGCUUGCAUCUUUAGGUAAGGACCCCACCGACGCUUACCUGGAGGGCAUGAUGAAAGAGGCUCCCGGACCCAUCAACUUCACCAUGUUCCUGACGUUGUUUGGAGAGAAACUCAACGGCACUGACCCGGAGGACGUCAUCCUUAAUGCAUUUGGCUGUUUUGAUGAGGAUGGGCAAGGCCGCAUCCAUGAAGACUACCUUCGAGAGCUCCUGGUUACUAUGGGCGACCGGUUCACCGACGAUGAGGUGGACGAGAUGUGCAGAGAGGCUCCCAUCGACAAAGAAGGUCAGCUGAACUACCGGGAGUUUGUACGGAUUCUGAAGCAUGGUAGCAAGGAUAAGGACGACGACACAAACCCAUGAAGCAACGCUCAUGGUCACAAGCUGAGAAUGGGGUGGACCAAUUCACGAAUACACACAUCAUCUGAACUGCCAGAAAACACAAUCAGGCAUAAGAAUCAUACAUGUAAGAAAGAAUUAUGUGAAACUUUCACAUCUUCUGAUCAUUUUGUUCCCAAUUUGUUAAUUGACUAAUGAAGACACAAUAUGAAAUUUUAAUUAAAAAGUGGACCGGUGGGUACAUGUUCCUCUUUUUCAGAAUUUAAAAGAAUUUGAAUAAAAAAUGCUUUUGAUGAUUUUUGAUUACCAAACUUAUGAGGUUUAGCAGAAAGGGGCUUCAUUGUGAGGUUCAAGCCAUGUUCAGUCUGUGGUUCACACGUAUAGAUUUGGGCCUUGCAUUCGGACAGCAGUAGGAUUUGCACACGCAAAACAAUUCAACUUGCCCUUUGAGAUGAACGGCAUUUUGUGUAAUCAAUGUCCCCUGAAUUGCAUGACAUUGAAACUUGCUCAAUACUGUUGUCAUCUUUUAGUGAUAUUACCAACGGCACUCCGUCUUUACCAUUCUGUAGUCCUGUGAUUUGCCGUUAACAUUCCUAAAGAGAAUUUGCAUGGGCCGCUCAUUCCCUCCUGUAAAAAAAGAUAGUUUUUACCGAUCCAUUCAUGUUGCCCGUAGUAAACGUAAUUUGAUUUAGAUUUAAUAUGUACUUGUCGAAGCAUCGUUUGAGCACAAUAGGGCAGACUUUUACAAUGUGCAACCACCAAGAGGUUGCCAUGGAAACAUCAAUUUUUACGAUUGCAUUGUGGGAAAUGGUCAACAAGUGCUAUUUGGCAGCUGCGUGCAUUGGGAUCUUGAAUUAUUCCCAAAGUUUGUGUGGGUAAUUGCUUUACAAGUGUAUUUCGAGUAUUAGGUUCCUUCAUCCUUUCUGUUCUUCACUGCAUUAAAUGCAGUUGAAGAAAAGUUUGAGGAAGUGUUUGACUUGCAGAAAUUUCAGAGUGUAGAUAUCAACUAAUUUGCCUACUAACAUACACUCAAAUACAGGUAAAGCAAGUAGGCCAUGCUAUUGUCGACAGUAAAUGUCGAAAAUGGCCUUUCUAUGUUAACUUCUUGGUGGCGCACUGUAUUGGGAAUGACCUUUAUUGAGUAGUCACUUCUGCAAAGUGCCAAUAUCUUAGAGCUGCUGAGGAGAGAACAUUAAUUAGCAAAUAUGUGGCCCACUCAGUGAAAAUGAGUCUUAACUCGCCAAAGCCACUUUGGAGUAAAAAGUCCUUUAGAAUAAUUUUGGACUGUGUCAA
Messenger RNA from Acanthaster planci (crown-of-thorns starfish), 1945 nucleotides. Its product is annotated as myosin regulatory light polypeptide 9-like. Lineage: Eukaryota; Metazoa; Echinodermata; Asteroidea; Valvatida; Acanthasteridae. Gene Ontology annotation, molecular function: calcium ion binding. The record is from RefSeq and is a predicted model, not a curated record.